Gasterosteus aculeatus aculeatus (three-spined stickleback) is the source of this 4862-nucleotide messenger RNA. RefSeq names its product ubiquitin specific peptidase 43b (gene usp43b). The record is from RefSeq and is a predicted model, not a curated record. NCBI's taxonomy places the organism in Eukaryota, Metazoa, Chordata, Actinopteri, Perciformes, Gasterosteidae. Gene Ontology annotation, molecular function: cysteine-type deubiquitinase activity. Gene Ontology annotation, biological process: protein deubiquitination.
GCGCCGCGCGCCAUCACGAGCCCUUCUCCUCUUCCCCACGCGAAGUCGCGAGCGAUGCGGAGGGGAGCGCUCGGAUGCGGCUACUGGACGGCGCGGCGGCUCGUGCUGCGCCGGGCGUGACGAGAUGCUGCGGAGUCGUCGGGAGUGAUAAUGACCGCCUUCAGCGGGCGCCGCGAUGGGUGAGGGAGGUGCGCCGCCAGCUCGGGCCGGAAUAACAGUGAGCCGCUGUGCCUGCCGGCCGCGCGACGGUGCCACCCCCGCUCUCCGGACGGGGCACAGUGGCGGAGAUGUGACGCGCCGGCGCCGGAAUUCAAACAACCAUCAGUGUCGGAAAUAGACGGGCGAGGCAGCGGAGCCAUGGAGCGGCAGAGCCGAGCCAAGGGGGGGACGCCGGCGACGAGGGAGGACAAGCGCAAAGACAAGAAGCCGAAGUCGGGUAAGCUCUUCCGAAGGAAACCGCUGAAGUCCGUCGGGAGUUUCAUGAACAGAAUAAUUAAAACUUUGGGCACUUUGACCCACUUUGGAGACGCGGGCGCGCGGGACGCGGAGGACGACGACGGGGGGUUCCGGAACGGCGCGGCGUGCGCCCUCGGCGCCGGCCCGGGCUCCGCCGGGGAGGACGCGCGUCCGGCCCGGGAGCGCGUGGUGAAGAACACCGCGAGCACGUCGUCCUCCCUGUGCACCGGCCGGGACAAACUGCUCCACCAGUUCGCCGACAAGAUCCCGGGUGUCGUGGGCCUGAAGAACCACGGGAACACCUGCUUCAUGAACGCCGUGGUCCAGUGUCUGAACAACACGGACCUGCUGGCCGAGUACCUGGGGCUGGAGCGGUACAAGCUGGACCUCGGGCACGCCGCAGUACGCGCGCACGGGAGGAGCGCAGAGACGCGGCCCGCCGGGGGGGAAGUCACGGAGCAGCUGGCGUCGCUGGUGAGGGCUCUGUGGACGCUGGAGUACACCCCGCAGCUGUCUGUGGACUUUAAGACCGUAGUGUCCAAGUACGGAUCGCAGUUUCGUGGCAACUCGCAGCACGACGCCCUGGAGUUCCUCCUGUGGCUGCUGGACCGCGUCCACGAAGACGUCAAUCUGGCCUCCCACAAUAACAACAACAAGACCAAAGCCCCCGGAAAGGGCCCCGGUGGAGCUGAGGAGGUGCUGUUUCCUGACCCGUCGCAGUCCGAGCAGCUCAGAAUCCAGCACAGCUUUGUCCAGGAACAUUUCCAGGCACAGUACAAAUCUUCGCUGACAUGCCCCCACUGCAUGAAGCAGAGCAACACCUUCGACCCCUUCCUGUGCAUCUCGCUCCCAAUUCCUCUGCGCCAGACCAGGUCGCUGUGUGUGAUUCUGGUGUUCAGCACCAAAGGUCAGAGGUACCUGCGGGUCGGGCUGGCCGUGCCUCUGUUUGGCUCCGUGGCCUUCCUGAGGAGGAUGGCGGCUGACGAGGGGAAAAUUUCCCCAGACCAGGUGAUCCUGACGGAGGUUUACUCCACAGGCUUCCAGCGCUCCUUCUUCGAUGAGGAGGAUCUGACCAGCAUAGCUGAGAAUGAUGUCAUCUAUGCCUUCCAGGCUCCGCCCCUCUACAUCAGAGGAGGCUCGGCACGGAUCUCAGGAUACCACCACAGCCUCCCGUCAUCUCCGUACUGCACUGGUCCCGAGGGGCAGAGGCUUCCUUCGUCGGGGACGGUGUCCUCAGAGUUCCUCAACCAAGGCGUCCCCGUCAAGAUUCUGCUGCUGGUGUGCAACGCCGCAGGCGGCGGCCAGCAGGCUGUCAGGUUUGGACCUCCGUUCUUGAUGAGGGAGGACCGAUCCAUCUCCUGGGACCAGCUGCAGCAGAGCAUCCUCAGCAAGCUUUAUUACCUGAUGAUCAAUGGGGCUCAGGCGCAGAACACCAGAGUGCUGUUCAACGUCCGCGUGGUGGGAGGAUCGGCGUUUUACAGCUACCUGUCUCCUCAGGACGGGCGGCCUCUCUUCCACCCCGCUGUCGACAGAGCUCUGAAGCUCUGCUGCUCAGGAGGACCCCCGCAUGUGAAGCUCAUCAUCGAGUGGGAGCACAGAAUCAAAGACUGCCUGUUCGGUAACAUCCAGGAGGAGGUGGUGAAGGACGCGGACAGCGUGAGGAAUCAGCAGCAGCAUCACGUCCAACAGUACAGCUGCACGCUGGACGAGUGCUUCCAGCUCUACACCAAAGAGGAACAGCUGGCCCCGGACGACGCCUGGAAGUGCCCCCACUGUAAGCAGCUGCAGCAGGGCAUGGUGAAGAUGAGCCUGUGGACGCUGCCGGACAUCCUCAUCCUCCACCUGAAGCGCUUCAGGCAGGUGGGGGAGCGGAGGACCAAGCUCACCACCUUCGUGCACUUCCCCCUGGCGGGCCUGGACAUGGCGCCGCACAUGGUGAGCCGCGGCCCCCAUCAGCCCCCUCUCCAGCCGGGCUGGACUCAGCCCCGACGGCCUGACCUGGCUCCUCCCGACUUCCUGUACGACCUGUACGCUGUGUGCAACCACCACGGAGGAAUGCACGGCGGCCAUUACACAGCCUUCUGUAGGAACUCUGUGGACGGCCAGUGGUACGGCUUUGACGACAGCAGUGCCGAGCCGGUGCCUGAAGCGGACGUGUGCACACGUGGAGCCUACAUCCUCUUCUAUCAGAGGAGGGACACCAUCCCCCCCUGGUCCGCCAGUUCUUCAGUCACCGGUUCCACCAGCUCGUCCGCCUCUGACCACUGGCUGGUCCGGCUGGCCGGGGGCAGUAAGAGGGGCAGCGUGGUGUCGGGGGGACCUGCACCUCCGGGUUCCAUUCAGGUCCCAGAGUCUCCUGAGCUGCCAGUGUUUGGAGAGGACCCCCCCAGAACGGCAGAAACAAACGGGCUGGCGGCCGAGCCGUUUGUCCGUGGGACCCCGGGCAGGAGUGUGAGCAUGAGAUCGCCAACGAAGCCCAAGGAGACUCUGAGCAAAGUUCUGCCACUGCGCUGGUCCUUUGCCUCCAAGGACCGCGUUAGAAACCCAGCCCCGACCCGGCCGGGGGAGCUGGUGGAGUACCUGGAGUCUGGGCGCCGCCCCCGCUGCACCAAAGACCCUAUAAUAGCACUGGUGGGCCCCCCGCCACAGACGGGUGCCCCGGGAAGAUCCUUUGAGGCGGCACACGACUGCAGCUCUCCCAGCGGCAGCAGCAGCCUCAGCUACAACGACAGGACCGGCUCCGACACUUGUUACUCCCCCAAAAUACCGGAGGGGCAGAGCCGAGGUUGUGUCGCCAACCGGGAUGACGGUUCCCUGAGGUACAGGUCAUCCAAGAGAGCGAGGCCGGACCACGGCAGGAACCCGGACCUCCAGCUUCAGAGAGGGGCCCUCCUGAUGGGUCACCUGAGCCACAGCGCACCUCCCAGCAGGGAUUCCACGCUGAGAAGGACCAAGGUCCAGACGGGGGUCACUUUCAGGACGCAGAAAGACUCGUUACAGGCGGCCACUGAGCCCGGAGACAGGAAGGGGCCGAGGGCUCAGGAGGGCCGCAGCCACGACAGCCUCCUGUCUUUCUUCAGACCCGGUUUCAUGAAGAAGGACAUUUCCAGGUCACCGGUCAAGGGGCACGACCGGCGCGCCAACGGCCAGGGCCACCUGGAGAAACUGGCGAGCGGCCACUUGGCCAAACUGUCCCUCUCCAACGGAACGCUGACCGCGGCGAGCGGUGCCCUGGCGGGCUGCGACGGCCGCAACUGCAAAGGACAGCUGCUCAACGGGGGGGCCGGGGUUCACGAGGCGGCGGACAUGACGCGCGCUCACAGCUCCAGCGACAUCCAGGCGAGGCUGGAUUUGACAUUUCGCAGGUGCGCCUCCCUGCAGAGGAACGGAGACGUGGUGGCGCCCCCGGCCCGCCGCGUCCUGCUGUGCGACAAGCCGAGCUACGGCACUCUGCAGCGCACGCGCUACAGCACCGCGUCGCUGGUGCCUCUGUGACGGCCCUGAGGGACACCAGGACCUCUACUGAUUUCUACACUCUCCACCCAUGGAGGCCCCCAGCAGGAGAAGUACAUCCUACCCGCUCCCCUCUCAUGUGCGGUUUGCAGUUCUUGCCUGCGUGUGUCUUAAAAGUAAAUCUAUGCAGAGUUGAAUUUACAGAGGAGGAACACUGCUGUAAGGGGAUUUUCUUCUUCCUGUUUUGUUUUGCGACGCUGUCUACUGGUAACCGGUUGUUUUGCUACAGCUGAUGGUGAUUUGGUAAAUUGAGUCCUUUUAUACAUUCAUAAAACCAUCGUCUCUCACCCGAGCAAAAUCAUCAAUCAACACUGCUAAACGUAACAUCUGUAAACCAGCAGCUAAACAACACACACACAUUUGCUUUGUCAUUUACUAUCAUAUUCACAUUAUAAUACAAAUGCACUUUCUUUUUGUUUUAUUUUUGAAUUCCAUAUUUUUCUACAUGAUCUGAGCAUAACUGCCGAGUGACGUUGCUAAUGGAGGAACAUCUACAUUACAGCAAGAAAUGUCCAUCUGGGUAUCAGCUUAUUCAAUGUGUCUUUGCUCUGUAACCAGCAGAGAACUAGUAGUGGUCUGUGGAAGCUACAAUAGAGGAAGAUCAUCUCCCUAAAUAACACAAAACUAAAAAAAAGCCCUUCCUCUUGAAAACACUUGUUCCGUUGAAUCAGCAGGUGAGCUUGUUCAGACCAAAAAGGAACACAGCUCGCUGAGGAAUAGAAAACGGGCUCCUCUGCUGGAAACACGGGAGCCUCCGGUGAGGACAGAUUUGAAUUCUCCCUGAUGAAGUGCCAACAAUAACACGGCCGGCUUCAAAAACACAGCUCAGUUUUCUCUUUCAGCAUCAAACAGAGGAUUCAAAUUGUGUGCACACACACACACACACACACACA